This is a messenger RNA of Microtus oregoni (creeping vole), 4099 nucleotides long. It is a transcript of the gene Mtrex, whose product is annotated as Mtr4 exosome RNA helicase. The transcript has 27 exons. Gene Ontology annotation, cellular component: nucleus. Lineage: Eukaryota; Metazoa; Chordata; Mammalia; Rodentia; Cricetidae. The record is from RefSeq and is a predicted model, not a curated record. Gene Ontology annotation, biological process: maturation of 5.8S rRNA; RNA catabolic process. Gene Ontology annotation, molecular function: RNA binding; RNA helicase activity; ATP binding. The coding region runs from base 157 to 3285 and encodes 1042 amino acids.
CAAAAGCCAGACUAAAAGGGGAAAAGUCACACGGGCCUCAAGACUCGCUCAUUUUUGAUGCCUGCGGGCCACCGUAGAGUCUCUAUUGGCGUCACUGUCGGUGCGAUCGCGGGGCCUCUUGGGUAGGAGGGAGAUUCGGUCUCGGAACUCCGAAAGAUGGCGGACGCUUUCGGAGACGAGCUUUUCAGCGUUUUCGAGGAUGAUUCGACCACUGCGGCCGGAGCCAAAAAAGACAAAGAAAAGGAGAAGGAGAAAUGGAAGGGGCCACCAGGGGCCACGGACAAGGCCGGGAAACGACUGGAUGCCAAAUUACAGUCAGAAUCAGCCAGUGGUGUUAAAAACAAGAGAGAUGCAGAUGUUGAAGGCACAGAUGAACCAAUUUUUGGCAAGAAGCCCAGAAUAGAUGAAUCAAUUAAUGAAGACUUAAGUUUGGCAGACCUGAUGCCGAGAGUGAAGGUACAAUCAGUUGAAACAGUUGAAGGCUGUACACAUGAGGUUGCUCUUCCUGCAGAUGAAGAAUAUAUACCACUUAAACCUCGAGUUGGAAAGGCUGCAAAGGAAUACCCAUUUAUUCUUGAUGCUUUCCAAAGAGAAGCCAUUCAGUGUGUCGAUAAUAAUCAGUCUGUGUUAGUGUCUGCUCAUACAUCAGCAGGAAAAACUGUGUGUGCUGAGUAUGCAAUUGCAUUGGCUUUAAGGGAAAAGCAGCGUGUAAUAUUUACCAGCCCAAUUAAGGCUCUUAGUAACCAGAAAUACCGUGAAAUGUAUGAAGAGUUUCAAGAUGUCGGUCUGAUGACUGGAGAUGUCACUAUUAAUCCUACAGCAUCUUGUCUUGUUAUGACUACAGAGAUUUUGAGAAGUAUGCUGUAUAGAGGUUCUGAAGUUAUGCGAGAAGUUGCUUGGGUCAUAUUUGAUGAAAUUCAUUACAUGAGAGAUUCAGAGCGUGGUGUAGUAUGGGAAGAAACUAUUAUUUUGCUUCCAGAUAAUGUCCAUUAUGUCUUUCUUUCUGCUACUAUCCCGAAUGCUCGACAGUUUGCUGAAUGGAUUUGCCACCUACAUAAACAGCCCUGUCAUGUAAUUUAUACUGAUUAUCGACCUACUCCAUUGCAACAUUAUAUAUUUCCAGCAGGGGGAGAUGGCCUUCACCUUGUGGUCGACGAAAAUGGUGACUUCAGAGAAGAUAAUUUUAAUACUGCAAUGCAAGUGCUUCGGGAUGCAGGUGAUUUGGCCAAAGGAGAUCAGAAGGGACGGAAAGGAGGAACAAAAGGUCCAUCAAAUGUGUUCAAGAUUGUGAAAAUGAUUAUGGAAAGAAAUUUUCAACCUGUAAUUAUCUUCAGCUUUAGUAAGAAAGAUUGUGAAGCAUAUGCUCUUCAAAUGACUAAAUUAGAUUUCAACACAGAUGAAGAAAAGAAGAUGGUUGAAGAAGUAUUCAGUAAUGCAAUUGACUGCUUGUCUGAUGAAGAUAAAAAGCUCCCUCAGGUUGAGCAUGUACUUCCUCUUUUGAAGCGGGGGAUUGGUAUUCACCAUGGUGGUUUACUUCCUAUUUUGAAGGAAACUAUAGAAAUUCUCUUUUCUGAAGGAUUGAUAAAGGCCUUAUUUGCCACAGAGACUUUUGCUAUGGGAAUUAAUAUGCCAGCUAGAACUGUUUUAUUUACAAAUGCCCGUAAAUUUGAUGGGAAGGAUUUUAGAUGGAUUUCCUCUGGUGAGUACAUCCAGAUGUCUGGCCGUGCUGGAAGGAGGGGAAUGGAUGACAGAGGAAUUGUAAUUCUUAUGGUAGAUGAAAAGAUGAGCCCAACAAUUGGAAAACAACUACUUAAGGGCUCAGCUGAUCCUCUGAAUAGUGCUUUCCAUCUGACCUAUAACAUGGUCUUGAACUUAUUACGAGUAGAAGAAAUUAAUCCUGAGUACAUGCUGGAAAAAUCUUUCUAUCAGUUCCAGCAUUAUAGAGCAAUCCCAGGAGUAGUAGAGAAGGUCAAGAACUCAGAAGAGCAGUAUAAUAAAAUAGUGAUCCCCAAUGAAGAAAAUGUGGUUAUCUAUUAUAAGAUUAGACAACAACUUGCCAAACUGGGAAAAGAGAUUGAAGAAUAUAUUCAUAAGCCAAAAUACUGCUUACCAUUUCUACAGCCAGGUCGCUUGGUAAAGGUGAAAAAUGAAGGAGAUGAUUUUGGCUGGGGUGUAGUAGUGAAUUUCUCAAAAAAGUCAAAUGUUAAGCCUAACUCUGGAGAACUGGACCCUUUGUAUGUGGUAGAAGUGCUGCUGCGCUGCAGCAAAGAGAGCCUGAAAAAUUCUGCAACCGAGGCAGCAAAGCCAGCAAAACCUGACGAGAAAGGAGAGAUGCAGGUUGUCCCAGUUUUGGUGCAUCUCUUGUCUGCCAUCAGCACUGUUAGGCUUUACAUCCCGAAGGACCUUCGGCCUGUGGACAACAGACAGAGUGUUUUAAAGUCCAUACAGGAAGUUCAGAAGCGUUUUCCCGAUGGUGUUCCUUUGUUAGAUCCUAUUGAUGAUAUGGGCAUUCAGGAUCAAGGACUAAAAAAAGUCAUUCAGAAAGUAGAGGCUUUUGAGCAUCGAAUGUAUUCUCAUCCACUUCACAAUGAUCCAAAUUUGGAAACCGUGUAUACACUUUGUGAGAAAAAAGCACAGAUUGCAAUAGAUAUUAAAUCUGCAAAGCGAGAAUUGAAGAAAGCAAGAACUGUCCUGCAAAUGGAUGAACUCAAAUGUCGCAAACGUGUUUUAAGGAGGUUGGGCUUUGCUACGUCUUCUGACGUAAUAGAGAUGAAAGGACGUGUGGCUUGUGAAAUAAGCAGUGCUGAUGAACUCCUUCUAACAGAGAUGAUGUUUAAUGGGCUUUUCAAUGACCUUUCUGCAGAACAGGCAACUGCACUAUUGAGCUGUUUUGUGUUUCAAGAGAAUUCAAGUGAGAUGCCCAAACUAACAGAACAGUUGGCUGGACCACUUCGACAAAUGCAGGAAUGUGCUAAAAGGAUCGCAAAGGUUUCAGCAGAAGCAAAACUGGAGAUUGAUGAAGACACUUACCUAAGCUCGUUCAAGCCUCACCUGAUGGAUGUGGUGUAUACCUGGGCAACUGGAGCCACAUUUGCUCAUAUCUGCAAAAUGACAGAUGUCUUUGAAGGCAGCAUAAUUCGUUGUAUGAGGCGCCUGGAAGAACUGCUUCGACAGAUGUGUCAAGCAGCAAAAGCCAUUGGAAACACGGAGCUGGAGAACAAAUUUGCUGAAGGAAUCACCAAAAUCAAGAGGGAUAUUGUAUUUGCUGCCAGCCUCUACUUAUAGAUUCAUCAUUAAUCACCACCUGUCUGAUCACAGUUGACUACAAAAGCUUACACAUGUUCAAGUGGUUCUCCCAUCUCAAGAGUUGGUUCAAGCAUUUUAUUGUAUUUAAAUUGGAUCUCAUUCUAAGAAGGCAUGUAACAUACACAUUUGUACAUAGCAUCUUUCAAUUAAAAAAUGUACAGGUGGGGCAGUGUUCUUAGUGGAAGGCUUGAUAUUUUUAAAUCGGAUUAUUAGAUAAUCAUGUGUUAAAUGUAACUAUAUACACAGGUAAAGUGGGUGUAUCCAAGAGGUAUAUAGCAGCAGUCUUGUAAUGGCCUAUACACCAGAAAGUAAUAUGUAUCCUCCCGCCUUCUGCCUCCAGCGGUUUCCUUUAGAAGCUGGCCAGUUCCCCACACCCUUCAAGGAUGGCGAUUGCUUGAGUAUGUGGUGGCGGUGGUUUCAUGUAGAGUUGUAUGUGAGUCAUCCUCUUUUCUUUCUUUGUAAGAAUGUCUGAUCUUGAAGAAAUCUGAUACAUACACAGCCUAUAUAGAAGAGGGCAGAAUAUUUAAUGGUAUAUAAUAAUUUACAUAAGUCUAAAAAUAUACAAGAUUUCAGGAAGCAAUUAGGAACAUAAGAUAAAACUGGCUAGGCUGGUGGUAGUGGUGUAUGCCUUCAAUACCAGCACUGGACAGCCAGGGCCACACAAUGAGCUGCUCUCUCAAAAAAAAAAAAAAAGUAGCUAAAAGAAAAAUCUUUUGAAGAAAAUUCUUCCAAAUGUAGUUCCUUUUUAAUAAAUAAAAUAUUUAUUUAUAAAUAAAAUAAUAAACAAAAUAAA